GGAAUACGUGCCUAGUCACGCAACUAUGGGAUACUCUUGCAGGCUCGGCCCCGCGGCCGGCGGGCAGGCGAAGGUCAUCGUCGUCGCCAGGGAGGGCGACCCCACGCUGGUAGAGCUCGAGAGGCUGCCCAAGGACGGCUCGGCCUCCGUCCUGUUUCGAGGUGCGACCAUGGGGGACUUCUCGACGCCCGAGGCGCAGCAGGCUCUGGCGGAGGCCAACGUGCUCCUCAACUGUGGGGGAAAGAAGGAUCUGUUGAGCCAGUUGUUCCCCCUGGCGCCCAAGCUGGCAUGGAUCCACAGCCGGAGCGCGGGGGUGGACAGCGCCCUUUUCCCCGAGUUGAUCGAAUCCGAUCGCGUGUCUCUGACCAACGCGAGCUCGUCCCUUGCGGAGCACGCGGUUCUAUCGUGCCUGUACUUCGCCAAGGACGUGGACCGCUGGAAGAGGAACCAACGAGACAGGAAAUGGGACCAGUUCUGCGUGUCAGAGGUGUUGGGUGCUACUCUGGGGGUUGUCGGGUACGGAGACAUCGGCCAAGCGGCGGCCGUGAAGGCCAAGGCGAUGGGAAUGAAGAUCAUCGCCCAGAGGAGGCGACCGGAGCUGUCAAGGGGGGACGGGGUCGCCGACGAGGUUCUCGGCGCCGGCCAGGUGGGCGAGGUCAUCGCCAAGUCUGACUACAUACUGGUGGCGGCAGCGUUGACGCCCGAGACCACAGGCAUGGUUGGAGCCGCGGAGCUCGCAAGGGCGAGACCCCACGCCGUGAUCAUCAACAUAGGCCGUGGACCUCUCGUCGACGAGGAGGCGAUGACACAAAUGCUGCGGGAUGGACGACUGAGGGGUGCUUCUUUGGACGUGUUCUGCAAAGAGCCCCUGCCCGCGGAGAGCGAUCUGUGGGGCUUGGAGAACGUGCUGCUGUCGCCUCACAACGCCGACCUGACGGCGCACUUCUUGAACGACAGCGUCCGUUUGUUUGCCGACAACGUGGGCAACUUUGUCAAGGGCGACGAGGUGUCGAUCCACCUUGUGGAUAAGAGAGCGGGAUAUUGA
This is a messenger RNA of Ectocarpus siliculosus, 1045 nucleotides long. The record is from the annotation of a GenBank genome assembly. Lineage: Eukaryota; Phaeophyceae; Ectocarpales; Ectocarpaceae.